AGAAUUGAAACUACCUCUUAUACAGGCCUCUCCCCCUUUUUCUCUGUGUCUUCUUCCCUCUCUUGUGGUAGGAUUCACACAAUUGCCAUGGAGGAUCAAUGCAGCACUCCUAGCUGGGUUUACUGCCAGCAAGAAGAGGACAUUGAGGAGCUAAAGCAUACCCUCCUCUGCACAACUUUGGAGCUAGAGACAACAGUUUUAUCAGCUCAGGAGGAGAUUAGAAGAAGAGAGUAUGAAGUGAGUCGUAUCAAUGAUCUCCUGAGCAGGACCAUCAAGGAGAGAGAUGAUGCCCAAGCCAGAUGCCAAAAGCUAAUGUUGGAGAAGCUGAUCAUGCUCCAGAACCAGCAAGAGGCUGCUGCUGCUGCUGCACCUCCACUUUCUGCAGGGACUUGUAGCAGUGAUGAUGAGCAAAGAGGGGGUGACUCCUACAAUGGUUUUUCGCCUUCCAAUUCUGAUGAAUACAUCAGUUUGUCUCCUCGCAAGGAACCGAUUUCUCAACCCCAAGCAAACCUCAAGUUGCUGGCUGAGAAGCCACUGCCUGAGAAGGGGAAGCUCUUGCAGGCAGUGUUGGAAGCAGGGCCUCUCCUCCAGACACUACUCCUGGCCGGGCCUCUCCCUCAGUGGCAACACCCCCCACCCCAACUUGAUUCCAUUGAGAUUCCACCAGUGGCCAUCCCUUCUCCUCCAACCCCUCCCCUCCUACACCCAGACUCAUGUGUCAAUGUGAAUGCUAGCUUCUGCAAGAAGAGAGGUCAGGCGCCAUAUGAAGACUCCGAGUCUUCCCCCAACAAAAAGUAUCGAAGGGUUGUUCACCAUUGACCCUACUCCCAGUUUCCUCACCCCAUCGUUCUCAAGCGUGUCCAUCCUUUUCAUACUGUUAGACAUGAAAAAGGGAAAUUGAAAUGGAUGAUUGUCAUGCAUUAAUUUGUACUAUAAUUUUCCUCAGAAAUGUAAGAUCCUAACUUCUCUAGCAGAGAGGUUGACCCUAUUCUAAGAACUUUAGCUUUAGCUUUAACUUCUUUUUUGAACUGUAACCACUCUAAUUUUCUUGAAAUGGAAUUUUAGUUCUCCAAAUUAGUAUGAAA
Molecule: messenger RNA, 1085 nt
Organism: Vitis riparia (riverbank grape)
Lineage: Eukaryota; Viridiplantae; Streptophyta; Magnoliopsida; Vitales; Vitaceae
Exons: 2
Coding region: 88-819 (243 amino acids)
Source: RefSeq, a predicted model, not a curated record